Molecule: messenger RNA, 210 nt
Organism: Clunio marinus
Lineage: Eukaryota; Metazoa; Arthropoda; Insecta; Diptera; Chironomidae
Source: the annotation of a GenBank genome assembly
AUGAAAAGAAAUAGAUUCAACUGCAGUUCCAAAUUACUUACUUCCGAUGUUUAUGUUUAUGAUAUUACAAAACUAUUUAUUAUUCAAAACUCGUUGGUUUCACAUAAAUUAAAGCUCACAGCUUGUAAGCUUUCUUACAUUACAACAAUAUUAUUUAGUAUUAAAGGAAAGGAGAAGGGAAUGCAAAACAAUUUAAUCCUGAUUUCUUGA